Messenger RNA from Naegleria lovaniensis, 1428 nucleotides. RefSeq lists its product as uncharacterized. Bases 1 to 1428 code for a protein of 475 amino acids. NCBI's taxonomy places the organism in Eukaryota, Heterolobosea, Eutetramitea, Acrasida, Naegleriidae. The record is from RefSeq and is a predicted model, not a curated record. The transcript is spliced from 2 exons.
AUGGCUUCAUCUUUCAUGGAUUUAAAAACCAUCACAGCUUUAUCAAUAUUUCUAACCACCAUUCUCAUUGCUCAUACUGCCAAUCAAUACUCUCAAUUCUAUCUUAUUGUAGUUAAUUUAAUAUCGUCUAAAUUAGGGAAAAUAAUUCUCAUUACAGAUUUAAUAUUAUUAAUCAUAUAUUUUGGAAUGGGAUUGGUGAAAAUAUUUUUCGGAUCAUUGAGAAUUUAUGAGCAAGAAAUUGUAUGGGAGAAGGGAUAUUUUGCAUUAAUUGAAACAUGCUUAGCAAUGACUAUAUUUAGAGAAGAAUUAUCAACUCGAAUGUUAGCCAUGAUGAUGACAUCAUUAUUUUUAAAGAUCUUUCAUUGGAUUUGUGAAUUACGUGUCAAACAUCUUGAAUCUCUUCCACAAACAUCAAAUUCUACUUUUGCAAGAAUUUAUUCAUGUCUUUUACUUUUACUUUCAUGUGAUGCAUACUUUGCGAGUACUCUCACCAUGCAUUACCUCAAAGAAGGUGUGACUCUUCGUGUUUUAUUUUUAAGCGAUUUUUUAAUUCUCUCAAUUAUUGCACUUUGUGUCAGUGUAAGAUUAUGUUUCCAUGCCUAUAAUUUAUCAAAACAAGAUGCAGAAGGUAAUAGUGAAUGGGAAUCCAGAGAUGUUUCUGUAUUCUAUUUAGAGAUUACGUCAGAAUUAUUACAAUCCAUGGUGUAUCUAUCAUUCUUUUUAGUCAUCAUGUCUAAAUAUGGAUUACCUUUCCACUUGUUGAGAAAUAUUUACAUUACCAUUGGAAAUGUUCGUAAAAAGAUUACAGAUUUAAUUAAUUAUCGAAGAGCAGCAUAUACAUUGGAUCAAAAGUUUGAAAAUGCAACUCAAUCUCAAUUAGAUGAAUAUGAUGGUGUUUGUGUGGUAUGUCGAGAAGAUAUGAUCACCAACACUCCACAGAAUCCCAUUAAGGUGUUACCAUGUGGACAUUUAUUUCAUUCUAAAUGUUUGAGAGGAUGUUUAGAGAGAUCACAAGAAUGUCCAACGUGUCGAAGACCCAUUGAUGUCUUGUUGAAAGAACAAGAAGAGCGGAGAAGUACUAGUACAACCACUACUCGUACAAGUAGUGGUCAUGGCAAUAGUGUAAAUACUUCUGGUAGCAGCAGUAGCAAUAGCAGUAGCAGUAACAGUCACAGUAGCACGAUCACACCAUCCAUUCCUACCACGACGUCGAGUGGGCAUGGAGGAGCAGGUAUUAAUAUCAUGACUGGGAAUCUUGAUGGAACUACUACAUCAAUGAUGACUAGUCCAUUCCUUCCAUCUUGUUUGAAUCAUCAAGAAUUACUGAAUUUAAUGAUGAGUGGAUAUCCUUCUACCAUUGACAAUGCAACAAGUUCACUCGCCAUCAAUAAUGAACAAGUUCAGCAAAUAAUGAUGACAUGUAUGUGA